AUGGCAGGUAACCCAGAUGUUCAGUUUUUCCACCGACUGAAAAAACAUGGAGUUGAUGACGGGCUCGCAACAGUCAUUUUAUCAAGCAAAAAGUUUACUAGUAAAGAACUGGAGGAUUGGGCAAUCCUUGGACUUACUUCACUAAAACCCCAUGAUGCCAUCAGUAUUAUCAAAAAUCUACACUUCAGCCAAAAUACAGCAAACAGGAAAAGUGCAAUCCUUUGUUCGCAUAUCAAUAAUUUCCAGAAAUCUCUAAAAGAUAAAGAGGAAGCAUCUACUCAUCAUCAGAACAGUAAAGGCAAGGGUCAACCCAAACAACACAGAGUUCAAAGUGGAAGAGGACCUGGAAGAAGUCAAGGAAAAAGUGAAGAAAGAAAACAACAGCCCAUUCAGACAGAUACAAAAUACCUUAAGGAUAACCUGCAAUACUUGAAAGGUUUGUCAGAAAAUGCCAAAGGAAUCCCAGGUUUUAGUAGUCCUGGACAGUCAGUUCAUAAUAAAGAUGACAAGGGAAAGGCCAUGAUACCAGAUUCAGGCAAGAAACACCAAGGAAAGGGAUCAAAACAGGGAGGAGAUAAAAGGGCAGCCAAGGGAGGUGACUCCGUAGAGGAUAGUGAUUCCAGUAUCAAAAUGGAGAUAAACAGAAAAGGUAGUGCACCUGCUGAUAAAAGUUCACUGAGGAGGAGAUUUGGUAGUACUGAUGUUCUUAAUAAAACUUCAGGCAAUGGUAAUGUUUACAGUCAAGGCAGUACUUAUUCCACAAAUCAGUCAGGGAUGGAAGGGCUAAACAGAAAGUUUGGUAGCAUUGGCUCCCUCAAUGUCGGAGCAAGUUUAAAUACUUUUAACCUUGACAGUCAUUGCAACCAAGGGCGUAAUGAUUAUCCCAGACAAGGUAGAGGUGGAGGUCACCAGAACAACAGACCUGAGGUUGUGGACGCCCAUGUUGAUGAUAACAACCAGCGGAGAAGAUCCCAAGAUGGUAACAGAGGACAAGAUCAUGGCAGAGGUCGCGGAAAUUAUCGAGGUAGAGUCAGGAAUAGAAGGAGAAGAGGAUCAACUCAUCAAGGCAUUGAGGUAAUAGAUCAAGAGGAUGAAGAAAGUGACUCUGAUGAUUCAAGUGAUACCAGCAGUCUGUCUGUAAGUGAAGCUGGCAGUCAGGAUCCCCAAAGACAGAGACUCAACGACUUUGAUGACACAAAAAAGAAAAGAAGACGAAAGCGAAAACCACGUAGUAACUCAAAAAAAGAGGAAGUUGAAACCUUUGAAGAUGAAGGCGUGGAUGAAAACAAGAUUUUUAGUUAUCUUGUUAAAAGCUGUGGUGGAUUUAUUGCUUUUGGGGAUUUUGUCAAGGAAUGCGACUUAAUUCCAGCUGAGCUCGACAAAAAUAAAUGGUUUCGAUGUCACAAGCGUAGGUUCAAGUUGUUUGAAAAGGAAGGAGAGAUUUUGUACGUAUCGGCUUUCUACCGUGACGUUACCCUUUGCCUGGGAUACAAUGGCUUGUUUGGACGCAGCAAGAUUUGUUCAAAGACAGACUGUGAACAUUUCCAUAUCUGUAAAAGUUACAUAAGUGGACAUUGCUCUUUUGGCGAGACUUGUCGAUAUUCUCACAAUUUUAGAGAUGCCAGUAUUGUUGAACACAAAAAAAAGCUAGGUCUUCUCGAGUUCUCUGACAAGGAGAUGAUGAUUAUUCUUGGCAAUAGAUACCCAAGAAUCUGCUCAGAAUUUCUUAAAACUACCACAUGUUCUGUGGGGGAAAAUUGUCCAAAGCUACAUAUGUGCAGUCUUAGCUUGAAAGGGAGGUGUACCAACGAGACUGACUGUCCACUUGGUCAUUCCUUUGACACUGACCAUAAUAGAUGGGUGUUACAGUCUUUAGAAUACAUUACCUGGCUUAACACUCAGAGUAGAUUGCUUCUUAAAAAAGCUGUAUUAGUAGAUCAGUCUGUGGAAGCAUCUAUAGGAACAGAAAUUGUAACACAGAAGGAGGAACCAGAUGAUGAAGACCUUGAACGUAUUGAAGUUGAAAUGAAAGCAAUCAGCAAGAAACCUUAUAAGAAAGGUAUAUCCAGAGAAAAUAGAUUCAAAACAGAGAAGCCUGAUGAUGUUAUUUCUUUCAACUUGAAUCAAGAAACGCUCAUGGAAAGUAGUGUUGAUGUGACUGAAAAAUCUGAGCCAGUAAAUGAAUCCAGCAACAAGAAACCAAAGAAAAAAUCAAAACAAAAUAAAGAGAAUGUCAAGGUAACUUGGCUGGAUGAUGAUGCUGUUAAUAUUCCUCUCUGUGUAAAGCAUGUGGUAGGAAACUGCUCAGAGUUGUGUCCUAAAAGCCACCACCAUCACCCUGAUCAAGCACCCUAUGUCUGGCAGAUCAAGCAUGAUGAGAUCUGGCAUAGCUUCAGACCAGAAUACAGUGCAGAAAUUGAGGAAGGUUUCUGCAAUCAUCUGGAUGUUAUUGAUGCUGAGAUAUUCAUAGAGAAUGAAGCUGUGUACACGGUACAUGUGUGUGUGAUGGAUACCAGUAAUCAUAAGGGCGUGGUGUAUGAACAGGAUGGAAUUAUGCUUAGUGAUCCUGUGAGACUACCAGUACGACGUCUAUCUACUCAAUCCUAUGUGGAGGUAAAGGACAAAAAGCAGACUGCUAGUCCUUCCUUUAUCACACCCUGGAGAUGGUUCUGGAGGGAUGACAGUGAAGCAUGGCAGCCAUUUGACACCGAUAAUUUUGAAAAAACUCUUGAAAGGAAAUACAAGUUUGGACAGUCAACAUACUUGUUCACUCGGGAGAAUUACAAGUUCAAGUACAGGAUAGACUUUCGAACAUUUCGACAAGUAAACCUUGAUACAAUGAAAAAACGGGAUCUUCAUCGUCGGCCUUUAUUUGUUUCCAGAGUGGAUAUUCAAACUAAAAAUUUCCCAAACAACCUAGAGAUUACUGACCCAAUCAGUAAGCCCUCCCACUUUGUUCCAUGGGAUUUAUCCAGUGAUUUUGAACUUGUGGAAUUGGAACGAGUUGAACCAGAGUUCAAAACACUUCGUGACAAGUUUUUUGAGACGAUGGACAACAGCAAACAUGAAAUUCAGUACAUCUACAGAGUACAGAACUGGCAUCUUUAUCAAGCCUAUGAUAUGAAAAAGAAGAAUAUGAAAAAGGAAAUCAAUUUAGAAGGUCAAAGUCAUGAUGUAAAUGAAAAGGCUCUAUUCCAUGGCACAGACUCAAUGAAAACAUGCCAAGGUAUCUGCACAAACAACUUUGACUUUCGUACAAGUGGAAAGAAUGCUACAAUGUAUGGUGAAGGAUCCUAUUUUGCAGAAACUAGCAAAUACAGCCACUCAUACACACAGCCUGGUAAAAGCAGUGAAAGGUACAUGUUCCAGGCGAAGGUUUUGGUAGGGCUCUAUGCACGGGGUGAUCGAACUUAUCGCCGACCUCCGCCGAGACCUGGCCAGACCCACAAGUUAUAUGACUCAUGUGUAGAUAAUGAAGCCAAACCCAGUAUGUAUAUCAUAUUUGAGAGAAGCCAGUCAUAUCCAGAAUACUUGAUAGCUUACAGGGAAAAAAAUGCACCUUAUCUGGCUACAAGACCUGCAACAGCACAGGCAUCCACAGCUGUAAAUAUAUCCGUUCCUGUUCAGCAACGAAGUCAGAAAACUGUAUCACAACACUACCCAGUUUCUAUGGUCACACCAAGGGCAACAACACAAGCCUCUUCUGUCUCUAGCGCCACACCAGGGGCAACAACACAUGUGUCCUCUGCUUCCAGGGCCACACAAGGGGCAACAGCACCAGUUUCCCCUGUUUCUAGGGCCACACAAGGGGCAACAACACAUGUGUCCUCUGCUUCCAGGGCCACACAAGGGGCAACAGAACCAGUUUCCCCUGUUUCCAGGGCCACACAAGGGGCAACAGCAACACAUCAGCAAAUUAUUUACCCUUCUGAAACUAGCAUGAUAGAUUCAACAUCUCACCAAUCACAUCCUUUGUCUUAUCCAAUUGGUUCAGGUUAUCAUGACAACGAACCAGUGAGCAGUGUCUAUGAUAAGAGGAUGACAGAAGGACAGUUUAACCAGUAUCUUUUGGAAGACCAGCUUGAAAGGCAACGUCAGACAAGAGCAUUUGUAAGACAGUCUGAAAUGACACCACAGCAGAAGAAAAAGGAUGAGGGUUGUGUUCUUCAAUAAAUAUGUCAAAAACUUGAGUCAAAAGAACUGAAGGUGACCCUUAGAUUAAUCCACACAUCACUCUUUGUGUAAACGUUUGUGGUAGUAUCUGAAGCUACCUGUGUUUAGAUGAAAUUUUUCACUGGUGUUGAUUUUAAGGAAUGAAAAUUACAUCUUUAUCAAUCCCAAAUAUCUAAGUUAGUCAAAUCAUUGCAAUAGAUGGAUAAUUAGUACAUUGUGAUGGAUAAAGAAAUUGUUAAGUUAUACUCUUUUUGUCUCCCAUGCUGCUGAGUCACUAACUAGAUAUAGCUUGGCAUUAGUUGACCUACAUCAGCAACAGCAGUGGCAAUAUCAUCAUUAGUGUCCUGUCAAUUAAGUUAGUGCUACCAUCACAAAAUCUGCUUUUACAAGAUCAUCCUAGUACAAGUUUUUGAUGAAGAUUUUCACAUAUAGU
Molecule: messenger RNA, 4606 nt
Organism: Ylistrum balloti
Lineage: Eukaryota; Metazoa; Mollusca; Bivalvia; Pectinida; Pectinidae
Exons: 8
Coding region: 1-4173 (1390 amino acids)
Molecular function (GO): NAD+ poly-ADP-ribosyltransferase activity; metal ion binding
Source: RefSeq, a predicted model, not a curated record